AUGAGGAUCAGCAUUUCAAACUGCACCAGAAAUGGAAGUGGAACACCUCAAGCAGCGCUGGAGGCCAAAAAGGCUCCGUGGCUGAAUGCCCUGGAGGCCUCAGUUGCACAUGAGAGCAUAACUGACGGCUGUGAGUCGCCGCUCAAGAUCCAUGUUUUCGUCUUCCUGCCGCUGGCGGCACAUCAUUUUACAUUCCUGGUCCCGCUAUGGAAUGUCGUGGCACUGCAGCUUGUACACACGCACGCAAGCGCGCACAUCCGCACCGAAGCACACCCUUCCUUUUCUGUCCUCAUGUCACCCAACACCUACCUCUUUCUACUUAUCCUCCCCCACCUCCUCUUUUCACCGCACUAUCCCACAGAGGCGGCAGUAAUUGAGGAUCGACGCAAACCCUGGAGCGAUCAUGAUCUGCAACAAAUUGGGAAUGCCCUGUUAGAAAAUGACAAACUUGUUGCCAGUUUUUUGGACAAGGUGGAACUAAGUGUAAGCAUUCCAUCGGGUUCGAGUAACAAGAGCCUCUCCUACCUCAUCGGAAAGAAUCAACAAUUUGGUUUCACAAUUACACCAUGCACAGGUCCAUUGGAUGGAAUACACUUCCAUUCCAUCAAUUCGGCUAAAGACGGUUGGCUAAGCGAUCGUUCUGUCUUCUCUGCAUGGACCUCCCGUUCGCGAAGAUCAACUGAAAUCUCCCCUAGCCACGGCGGAAGAUUUUGGUAUCGUCCACCCCUACGAGUAGAAGCCCUGCUCCUAGACGGGGAUCUGGAACUGCACAAGGUCUUAAAAGGACCCAACUGGAUGAAGGGAUCCGGGAUGGCUCGACUCCACUUUUCCAGCUGGGGGGCAUCCGGGGAUACUCUUGUGGUGACGCUCUACGCUCGUCCUGGAACUACCUUCAAGGUUCGUUGGAGCGCGAAGAGGACAUUUCGAUAUCAACCCUUCCAAGGGUAUCCUUCUCUUCCUCAAUCGUCAAAGGCUUCGCUCGUCGAUGUUUGUCGAGUUACCAUCAAUAGCACUGACUACCUCAAUAUCCGUUGGCCGCCGGCCAUUAACGAAGACAGCUUAAUGGACUACUGUGUGGCGGUGAACAGUGAAAGGAGUCUGGUACAUCAAUGCUCUCUCCAGGCGAUGCUCAGUAACAGAAAGGAUGUACAAGCGGUGAAUCUUAUCUACCAAUGCACCAAAGUGAAUUACUUACAGUUAAGGUUACCCGCUCGACUAUCACGAUGGCAAGCAGAAGGCCACAAACUCUACAUCAACGUCUACGCCAUCAACAGUUCCACGAAGUUGAGCAGCUCAUUCGCACCUCUGGUUAUGCAUAGCCUCCCUCUCUGCUUACACCGUCGACCAGUCACACGCGUGUGGGUGAAACUGCGACCUGUGACCUACAUCCUUCACUGGCUCAAUGAUAUUGUCUUCGAUUGGCCCCGAAAUUUUCAUAAUGUCGCCAUGUUCCUUCAACCAUGUCAGCGGCCUCGUGAUCAGGAAUUUUUGUUCAAUCUGGAGUUGUUUCAACAAAAAGAGCUUGGGAAGCAUAAAAACGAUCAGCCAAUCGUAUCAACUCUCAUUCGCAACAGACCUCUCCUGGAUUUGUCGUCGAUGACAAAACACUUCAACAGUGAUGGUGGGCCAAUUCUGAUCCGACUUUCAUCUUUAAAUGAAACUGUUGGAGGUUUUCUGUCUCGGGGUGGGAAGGCCGCCCGUCUUUUCUUCCUAAAUGUUACUGCAAAGGACUCUCUCCCCAUGCGUCCUUGGUCUACAGAUGGCUCCAAGACUCCAAGGAGUGCUGGAGAUCUACAGGAACUGGAUGACGAUAACUAUCCAGUGGAAUUUACACCCCAAUGCAAAAUGCAUCAAAUCAUCAUGAGAGUGGCGGUUAGCCCGCUGCCACAUUUCUACUGGAUAACGACUCUCUCUGUACCAGAGGCUAGCAUGGUCCACAAUCGAAAUGCCACGCUUGCAGGAAUCGCGAAAAGAAUUAACUACUGCGAGUACUCAAAUAGGUCUUUGGUGAGUUUUCUGGGUCGCCAAACACAGAUCCACUUCCAACGAUUCAGAACAGGAAUUAACGACACGUCGUUGAACGUUCAACUUCCCUUCGUCUAUGGAGAUGGAUCACCACGAUUCUACCUCAUUCUCGUCUAUGCCACUCGCAUCAGUGAUGUCACAUCAGCCUACCGAUCACUCUUUCUGCAUCGUCUCAUAGAUGCUUGUCGGGUGGUUGAGGACAACUGCUACGCCACCCAAUCGGGCAGCAUUUGUGCCUAA
Molecule: messenger RNA, 2265 nt
Organism: Echinococcus granulosus
Lineage: Eukaryota; Metazoa; Platyhelminthes; Cestoda; Cyclophyllidea; Taeniidae
Exons: 11
Coding region: 1-2265 (754 amino acids)
Source: RefSeq, a predicted model, not a curated record